GGGAUGUAACUAGUGUAUGUUUGGACAUGUAGAUAAAAAUGUUGUUUAUAGUAAAUGGGAUUUAUUUGUGUUUAACAUUCAUAUCCUAUAUAAAGUCUAAGCAACUUUCAAAGUCUUCAUAUUUAUGACAAUGUAAAUGAAGAGUGUAGACCUAACUUUGUUUAUGUUGCCCCAUACAGAAGUUUUGACAUCCAGGAAUCAUAAAAUGCGAUGAGCGUGCAAUGUCGGCCAUGAGACAACGGGAGGUCCUAUCUCCCAUUGUCAGCACACCAAACAUACCUCAAAGACAUUCACAAUCAUCAGUCAUCUCACCAUCACUAGGCAAAGUUACUAGCGUCAGCAGUCCAUCAACGUUACUGAUGGAGCAGCAAGAUGAUGAACUGGAAAGGAAAGCUCGUCGUAGGUCAAGGGUCAUGGACCUGCAGCGUAAAAACAUGGGCAGUCCAAGUUCACCAGCUGACAGAAGAAAGUCUCUGCCGUUGAGUGGCUUUUCCACAGCUCAGCUUACAGAACAUUAUACCAGCUGUAUCAAAUUGUCUGCAGAAAAUAAAAUCAAUGCGAAGAAUGCAUUUGGUCUUCACCUGAUAGAUUAUAUGUCAGAAUUGUUGAAGAAAAAAGAGCUUGAAAACUUCCAGGUUGCUAGUACAACUUUAGAUGCCAGUGCAAAGAUUUACGCUGGCAGGGUGGAUGCAAUUCAUGCAGAAACAUACAAAGUUCUCAGUGGCCUAGGGAGAGGGGCAGACAAACAGAAACAUUCACAAGAUGAUGAGGGAGCAGAAAUGGAAGAAGGGGCUGAGGGUGAACCCAGAACUGAUGAAGUACAGAAAAAGAAGAAAAAGCGGAAAAGUAAAACAGUGGAGACAAAUCUAAAGAACAUCAAUGUGAACAAGUUUGAUCUUGAGUUUGAGGUUGAUCCAUUAUUUCAAGUAAUGUCUGCAGCGUUUGAUGAAGGAGGAAGCAGUGGCUUGCUUUUAUCUAAUUUACGCACUUUCGAUAACACACAGCGACUUGUUCUUGAUUCUAACACGCUGAUUAGCCCCACUGAUGACUUAGAUACAUCGAGAAUUGAACAGAGAAAAGAAACAGUUGAUGUGUCAGAUUAUAAAGGUUUACUCAAAGAAAAUUCUUCAGCAGAGCAAUUGGUUUGUCCAGCAUUUUCAACUUACAGAUUUACAAAUUGGGAUUCCUCUGACCAAAGUUCUAUACCGGGAAUAUCAGCAUCACAGGAGGAACAUCGGUUUGAUAUGGACGCUGAACCAGAACCUAUACCAGAUAAUCAUGAUGAUAUGUCAGUGCUAGGGGGUGGAGAUGGCAGCUUUUUAGGGGAUGAUCUUGAAGAUGUAGCAGACACGAAUCUAGACGAGGAUAUGGGGAGAGAUAAUUGUAUAGGUGAUGGAAAGGCAGCUAAACUUGUACAAUCUGUACUUAGUGAUAUGACACAUGGUACAACAGGGACAUUAAUGCAGGUUUUAUCUACAGAACCCUCAGAUUAUUCAUAUUUUAACAAAGCAUUGUUGAGAACCUGGGCAGGACCGUCACAUUGGAGGGCAGGACAUCUAUCGAGAGAAUUGGGGAAGUCAGCAUCCACUACACAAGCACAGAAAAGUAAAGGCAAGAAACAAGUGUUUAGAAUAGACUUUGAUGAAGAGAUAGACUUUGAUUCAAAGUUUAAAAUUUCGAAAGCGACGGCACUCACAAAGAAUACAUUAAAUAAAUACAGUAAAGAGCAGACAACUUUACCCAAGGAUCAUCACUAUGAUGCUGACAAAUUGUUCCGAUUGUUCAUGUUAAAGCGAAGGAUGAUUAAACGUGAGAAGACAAGUGCUAAUGUAGAUGAUGCUAUAGAGAACUACGACUACGAGAAUACCAACGACAUGGAGAACUACUGUCCCAAUGAUGAGCAGGUUGAUGAUGAUAACGACAGUGGAGAUAUGGAUUUUGGCAAUUUUGUUGCGGCUGGUACAGAUUUCAGGCAGGAGUCGUCAUCUCAGGAUCCGUUCUCACAGUCUCAGGAUACAUUUACACAAGUUAAUCCAGGUGAUGGCACGAUGCUGACUGGAGAUAAACUUAUUGCACAACCGUAUAAGGUUGCUAAGAUUGAUAUAGAUUAUGCCAAAACUGCAAAGAAACUAGACGUGAAGAGGUUAAAGUCAUCUAUGUGGAACUUACUCAAAUCAGCACCUAAAGAUACAGAACAGACCUCAACAUCAGAAGAUGGUAACACAAAUAAUUCAGCUAGCAGUGAGCCUGUUCCUGGAACCAGUAAAGAGAUGGAGGGAAAACUGACAUUCCAGAAACUUCUAAACGAUCUACCAGAAAAGGUGUCUGGACAGACGGCGAAAAAUCUCAGCGUUCCUAUCGCAUUUGUCUGUCUGCUUCAUUUAGCUAAUGAAAAGACUCUUAAAAUAGAAGAAAGCAAUAACAUGGAAGAUUUGACGAUUACACAAGGUCUAUGAAGGAGAUCAUACAGCCUUAGGUUUACAUGGCUUUCUUUCGGAGAUGCCCCUCGGGGACUGAGUUAUUGUCUUAAAUGUAGCCGGUUCUCUUAUUAUAUAAACAAACGCAGAAUGCAUGAAUUAAAGUGUAGAAAACAAGUGGUAUGUUAAGUUGGUCUGACAUACACAAUGGCAACUGGAUGAGGAAUACCUGUUGGAGUAUUGAAUGGCUGUUUUGUUUACAAGUUUAUUGCUAUUCUAUGGUAAUUCAGAAUGUUUGAAAUAAUGUUAAAUGUGGAGAUUAAUGCUCUUAUAUAAGGAGAAGCAAGAAGUGUGUUACAAUCAGUGUUACAAAAGGAAUGAAUUUGUAGAAAUCAAAAAUGGACUUCGAGACAGUCACCAUUGUGAGAGAUGUAACUUGGAGAAAUUAGAAAGCAGAAAGAUUUGAAAAUGAAAUGGAGGUUGUGUAAUGGUAGCAGCAUGAACAAAGAUUGUUUGAUAGCAGAUAGCAGGAAAUAUUGAAUUGAAGUGUAAAGGUACAAUCAUAUGAAAUCAAAGUUGAACAAAUGUGAUAAGUUUGAAGUGCCUUUUUGAGAUGUGAUGGACGGUAAAUAAAGAAAUUUUUCAUACAUAUAACAAGGAGAUGGUUGCUGUGUGUGUAUAAUGCUCACUGGUUCCACACAUUGUGUUCAUAACUCUCAGAGGAAUAACUGCUGUUUAAUUCAGGGAUAUAUGAUGCUAUCAUUUCGUUUCAGUAUAAACCUUUGCUGUCUCUUACCUGUCAAAAUGUGAUGAUUAUUCUUGCUUGAUACAGUUUUGGAUCAUGGAAGAGUUCUCUCCCUUACAUUUAUGCACACUGAAAAUAUGAAGUUCCUUUGAUUUUAUAUGUAAAUGUCCAAAUUCUUUGUUAAUAAUAUUUGCGAGUUUGUUUUCCUGGGGAAAAAAAUGCAAGAUCAAUGGUUUAUUAAUCCUAAUUCUUUCAUAGAAAUAAUUUUCACAGCACCUAAUAGUCUAUAAGAUUGAACAUUUUGCAAAUAGAUAUAGUUGGACAAAUCAGAACAAAUUCUCAAAUAUAAAGUUAUACGGUGUUUUUAAAGCAUUAAUUUUAACUUGACACAUAAUGAUGAAGUCAACUAUUUAUUUCAGUUUAAAAGUUUUUGAUAGUGUAGCUGUUAAUGAUACCUAGAGUUGUGUUGAUGCAGGAAUAUACCAGUUUCCCUGUAGUGAAGAGUUUUAGUAUAAUGAAAUAAAAAAUGGAAUUAUGUUAGGAAAUCAAAUUUUUAUUAUUAUUGUUAUUAUUUAUUAGAACUUCAUUUUAAAGGUGAUUAUUUGUAAAUAGCUCAUUUAUUAUUGUAAACAUCAUGUCUGAUUUUUAUCUAGAAAAACAGAUGUAGAAUUUUAUUGUUGUUUUGAAGGAAAUAGCGGCACGUUUAGUUGUUAUUGGAAAUUUGAAAAGGAAAUGUAUGAAUAUAAGUAGAAAAGUUCUUUAAAUUGUAUCUAUUGCUAGUAUGCAAGCUUAAUACAGGUAGUUCCACAUGGUUUGGUUAGGACAGGACAUCCUACCAGGGGUUAUAGGUUUGAGUCCAGGAGAUAUUCUAUGUUCUCUGUGAGGAUUAAAAACAUAAUGUCUAAAGUGAUUGGUCCUCAACAAUGCAAAGUUGUUUACCUACAAAGACAAGGUAAAUAAAUACUGAUAAUGGAAGAUUUCAGAAUAUGUUUACUCACCUCCAUAUGCUACUUAAAUAACACUGAAAAAAUAACUAAACAGAAACACGCCUUGUGAUUUCCUCACACAUUCAGUACAUAAUUUCAACACUGCAAAUAUGAACAAUUUUUUUCUGAAGAUGAAAAAAUAUAUAUAGAUUGUUUCUGUUGAAAUUCUUUUAUAACAUUAGUUAUGCAUGUUUUAGCAGAUCUUACAUCUGAAAACAACAGCAACUACAGACAGUUCUGUUGUUCUGAAAUAACCACAUUCAUCCAUUUCCCUUUGGAAUUUCCAUAUCAGCUAAAGUAGCGUUCAGUUACAGUUUGUCUGUAAAUAACUUGUAAAUAUGAAAUAACUGUCAUUUUAUGAAUAUAAAUGUGCCACUGUUUGUGUGAAAGUACUUAGUGCCUGUAAACAGUAUGAUGUGUCAUUGUUGAUAUUCAUUUUCUGGCUGUAACAAACCUCUAACUACUGUAAGUCUGACUUCUGUCUUUUCUUUGAGCAGAAGAAAACUGCUUUUCCUACUGAAAAUUAUAGUCUAGGUGAAUUUUUGAUGCUGGUUGAUAUAAGGCUUAAUUUACAUGUCACAGCAAAAUUAUUUACUGUGAAUAUUCAGUCUGAUUGCUCCUGUAGUUGAUUUCAUUAAAUUGUAUGGAACUAUUUUUCAAAUGACAUGCAAGUUCCUGCAAGGUAACAUGUUGCUUAGUGUUAACAUACCUGUACAUUCUGGGAUAUAGCCACUACCUAUACAAUGUAACUUUCAGAUUGUUCUAUGAUAUUUUCUGCACAAUAUCUUCCUCCGACAGCGUUUUCUAGACCUGUUAGAAACAAAAAAAACUACAAAUUCACUAUUGCUGUAUCUUCGCUGGAAGUCAUUUCUGUGAAAAUGGUCCAUUAUUUUACAGUCAAAACUAUUUCAAACUUGGGAAGUUGGGAACAAUGCACCUUGAAAGUACCGGUAGUUUACUAUUGCGAAGCACUUUAAUUUGUUGGAUAUGUAAACAUACUACAAUACGUAAUCGAGACAUAAACCUGUUACUAUUCAUUUAAUUUUUUUUUUUGAAGAUCUCAAAUAUCAUUUUUCACCAUCAUGAUAAUAGAAUAAAACAUUAUUAAAUGUA
Molecule: messenger RNA, 5261 nt
Organism: Mercenaria mercenaria
Lineage: Eukaryota; Metazoa; Mollusca; Bivalvia; Venerida; Veneridae
Product: condensin complex subunit 2-like
Exons: 19
Coding region: 222-2456 (744 amino acids)
Biological process (GO): mitotic chromosome condensation
Cellular component (GO): condensin complex
Molecular function (GO): chromatin binding
Source: RefSeq, a predicted model, not a curated record